AUGACGGAAGAUAUUGAACAUAAAAAGAUUUCUACAGAGGUGACGCCACAAGAACCUAAACGUAUUCAAGAAGAAGAAGAUCAGGAUGUUGAUAUGACUGGUGACGAAGAACAGGAAGAGGAACCAGAUAGAGAAAAAAUCAAACUCCUCACACAGGCCACAUCUGAAGAUGGUACUAGCGCUUCUUUUCAAAUCGUAGAAGAGGAUCACACACUAGGUAAUGCCCUACGUUACAUUAUAAUGAAAAAUCCAGACGUAGAAUUCUGUGGUUACUCAAUACCUCAUCCUUCUGAAAACCUCUUGAAUAUUAGAAUUCAAACCUACGGCGAAUCAACUGCUGUGGAUGCUCUUCAAAAGGGACUAAAGGACUUGAUGGAUUUAUGUGAUGUUGUGGAAUCCAAAUUUACUGAAAAGAUCAAAAACAUGUAG
This is a messenger RNA of Saccharomyces mikatae IFO 1815, 429 nucleotides long. It is a transcript of the gene RPC19, whose product is annotated as DNA-directed RNA polymerase core subunit RPC19. NCBI's taxonomy places the organism in Eukaryota, Fungi, Ascomycota, Saccharomycetes, Saccharomycetales, Saccharomycetaceae. The record is from RefSeq and is a predicted model, not a curated record. Gene Ontology annotation, cellular component: RNA polymerase III complex; RNA polymerase I complex. The transcript has a single exon. Gene Ontology annotation, biological process: DNA-templated transcription. The coding region runs from base 1 to 429 and encodes 142 amino acids. Gene Ontology annotation, molecular function: DNA-directed RNA polymerase activity; DNA binding; protein dimerization activity.